Molecule: messenger RNA, 2425 nt
Organism: Suricata suricatta (meerkat)
Lineage: Eukaryota; Metazoa; Chordata; Mammalia; Carnivora; Herpestidae
Gene: ILDR1
Product: immunoglobulin like domain containing receptor 1
Exons: 8
Coding region: 1-1638 (545 amino acids)
Cellular component (GO): plasma membrane
Molecular function (GO): high-density lipoprotein particle receptor activity
Source: RefSeq, a predicted model, not a curated record
AUGUUCCCCGAGCUGCCUGCACCUUGGCUGCUCCUCUUCACCUGGCUCCCAGCAGGGUGCCUGUCCUUGUUGGUGACAGUCCAGCACACGGAGCGCUAUGUCACCCUGUUUGCUUCCGUCAUCCUCAAAUGUGACUACACCACCUCUGCCCAGCUCCAGGACGUGGUAGUGACGUGGCGCUUCAAGUCCUUCUGCAAGGACCCUAUCUUUGACUACUACUCUGCAUCUUACCAGGCAGCUUUAUCCCUGGGCCAGGACCCAUCCAAUGACUGCAAUGACAGCCAGCGGGAGGUUCGCAUCGUGGCUCAGAGGCGAGGGCAGAACGAACCUGUGUUGGGGGUUGAUUACCGGCAGCGCAAGAUCACCAUCCAGAACCGAGCAGAUCUUGUGAUUAAUGAAGUGAUGUGGUGGGACCAUGGAGUGUAUUACUGCACCAUUGAGGCUCCAGGGGACACAUCAGGAGACCCGGAUAAGGAGGUGAAGCUCAUUGUCCUGCACUGGCUGACAGUGAUCUUCAUCAUUCUGGGAGCCCUCCUCCUGCUCCUGCUGAUCGGAGUGUGCUGGUGCCAGUGCUGUCCUCAGUAUUGCUGCUGCUACGUCCGCUGCCCCUGCUGUCCCGCCCGCUGCUGCUGCCCCGAGGAAGCCCUGGCUCGCCACCGGUACAUGAAGCAGGCUCAGGCCCUAGGCCCUCAGAUGAUGGAAAAACCCCUAUACUGGGGGGCGGACAGGAGCUCCCAGGUUUCAUCUUAUCCAAUGAACCCGCUGCUGCAGCGAGAUGUGUCCCUGCGAUCCAGCUUCCCACAGAUGCCAGUGAGCCAGACCACUGCUCACCCUCCCAUCACCAAUGGUGUCCUAGAGUAUUUGGAGAAAGAGCUGCGGAACCUCAACCCAGCCCAGCCUCUGCCUCCUGACCUCAAAGCCGUAUCUGGCCAAGCCUGCAGCAUGCUGUCCUCCCUGGACUCUGAGGUUGUGGAACGCAGAAUCAUCCACCUACCUCCACUGAUCAGAGACCUGCCAUCCUCACAGAGGACCAGCAACUCCUCCCGCCAGCCGUGGCUCACCCCAAUUCCUCCUGGACCCUGGGAUCUGAGGGAGGGGAGAAGGCAGCCCCACUACUCUGAUUUCCCCCAGGAGUUCCAGUACCGGGAGCCUAAGCGCCGGGCAUUGGAGGGACGGGAGCUGAAUCACCUUCGGAGGGGAAGGCGCCACUGCUCCGGGCUGCGCGGGUCACCCACGCCCUGGUCAGACAGGGACAGCCUCAGUGACGGCCCCUCAUCCAGUGAGGCCCGCUGGUGGCCCAACCACCCACCUGCCCGGAGCCACCACUCAGGCCGACCCCACAGGCCCGGCACCCGGGAGAAUGCCCAGAGGCCCCGGAGGCGCAGGCCCCGCAGCUACUCCCCUCCCUUGCCUUCUGGUCUCAGUUCCUGGAGCUCUGAGGAGGAUGAGAAGGAGAGGCAGGCGCGGAGCUGGGAAAGCCACCGCCGCAGCUCACACCCCUCAAACUGGCCUGAGGAGAAGCCGCCCAGCUACCGCUCACUGGAUGUCAUGCCAGGCAAGAAUGGCAGGAAAAAAGGGAGUGUGGAGAGGCGCCCGGAAAGAGACAGCUCCCAUAGUGGAAGGAGUGUGGUCAUUUAGUCACCGGGCCCAGCACUACUUCUUUGGCUACUUCUCAGCUCUGUAUGUCAUCAACAUCACCUAGAUGCCUAACUGACUUGGGAGGGACUCUACAACUUCAUAUCUAUCAAUUUUGGCUUAGAUUCUGAGAAUGAAAUAGAAGAUAUGAAAAUCAAAAGUUUGAGGAAUUAAUGAUGAUAGUGUUAGCUUUGGCUCACACUCUGAGCCUUUAGAGUAUCUGACAUGUAAUGGACCCUAACUGGGAUGUGAUCCCUCAGGAACUUAGUAGCUGGAGUCUUCAACUAGGUUACCCAGAUUGGAACGAUGGCCAUUUUCAAAGUGAGAAACUCAGGAAUCUUUAAGAAGAAAUCAAACAUGUUUCAGGUACAGGAAAUUUAUUGAAUAGUAUACGGAAAAUUUCCAUGGGAACUUGUCUCUGUCUCUAUAGCAUACCUCCCUAUUAGGAGUACACUUUGCGUAGCCAUGCCCAGUCCUGAGUGCUGUUGAGGGUCAAGUCAGAGAUGGCAUGGGAAAUAUUCCAGCAAUGUGCUUUCUCGUGGGUUAUUUAUCCAAGUGUCAAAAAUCACAAGAAGCAAUUUUGCACCAAACUUAUUCCUGUUCCAUGUUUUCUUUAUGGUCUUUUUUUUUUUUUGCCUAUAUCUAAUUUAUAUAUUCUUAUAUAUUAUGUAUACAUUAAAAUCACUUUGAAUGCUUCUUGGGAACAACAUAGUUACAUAAAUAAAUUAGAAAGAAAAUGUAUUGACCUAAGGAUUCUGCCCCAAAUAAAUAUCUACUUUGAUGCACUUAA